CUUUGCAUAACUACUGGUGUCAGUUGCACUAAAAAAACAGCAGCAACAAUAUUGCGUAGUAAAACACGCUAUAUCACAUUUUUUCAUCUGUGGAAGUGGAACUGAAAUAAAUUAAUUUCUAAAGGCGAAACUGAGAACUAGUAGCGAUGGAAUGCAAGAGGAGUGAGACCUCCUUUUGUAACUUGUCUCUGCUCUGCUUGUACUGUGUGUGCGACGGAUGGAAGCUAAUCACAGUUCGAAGGUCCUCUCCUGACUCCGUUCGACAUUUUAAUGGGAGGCAGGCAUGACCUCCCGUCGUCUAUAAACUCUCCACAAUGAAAGAGUGGUGGUUACAUGUCUUACUGAUCUGCGUCCCGCUGCUGGCCGUCUACCUGCACAUCCCGCCGCCUCAACUAUCACCUGCGCUUCAGAAGUGGCACAAUGCUGGCAGAUUGUUCACCUUCAGAGGCAGCGACAUCUUCUACACAGACUCUCAUGGCGCUUUGGGGAGCUCUGACAUUGUCGUCCUUCUCCACGGCUUCCCCACCUCCAGCUAUGACUGGAACAAGAUUUGGGAGCCUCUCACUCAGCGCUUUAACCGGGUCAUAGCGCCAGACUUCUUGGGUUUUGGCUUCAGCGACAAGCCUCGACCACACAAGUACUCCAUCUUUGAGCAAGCUAGCAUGGUGGAAGCCCUGCUGGCUCACAUGGGUCUGGCCAAUCAGCGCGUCAACCUGGUUUCACAUGACUAUGGAGACACAGUGGCGCUUGAGCUGCUCUACAGGAGUGACCAGAACCGCACUGGUCACCUCACCAUCAACAGCCUGUGUCUCUCCAAUGGAGGCUUAUUUCCAGAAGCCCACCACCCUCGCCUGCUGCAGAUGCUCCUCAAGGACUCCAGUUUCCUGGCUCCAGUCCUGAUGCGUCUCACCAACUACAAGAUCUUCCAGAAGGGGAUCGGGGAGGUUUUUGGGCCGUACACGCAACCCACAGACGCCGAAUUCUGGGACAUGUGGACGGGUCUGCGAUACAAUGAUGGAAACCUGGUUUUGGACAGUGUUCUGCAGUACAUCAACCAGAGGUUAAAGCACAGAGAGAGAUGGGUUGGUGCCCUCACAUCCACCUUUGUACCCUUGCACAUGAUCUAUGGCCCCCUGGAUCCAGUCAACCCGCAUCCACGCUUCAUCCGUCUUUACCAGAAGCUGGUGCAGCGGUCAACAGUCAGCGUUUUAGACGAGCACAUCAGUCACUACCCCCAGCUGGAAGACCCCACUGGCUUCCUCAAUUCUUACUUUAACUUUAUUCACUCCUUCUGAGCCCAUCAAUAAAUAGUUUUGUACUGAAAGGUUUUGUGUUAAUCACCAUUAUUUUUGCACUUUUCUAGAACAUUGGCUACAGUGUAGAUGAUUAGGUAGCAUUGUUCAAAAGGUUGCAUAUUCAGCAAACAGACGACCAUCUCUUCAUUGCGACGCCAUUGGCCAAAGAAGAAUAGAGUAGCUUAGCGUGUUGUGACCUACUCAAAAACACAUGAGAAAGGAAGAGCUGUAAUUUAAAGUUUUUUUGUUGUAUAGUUUUUAAGAUACUGACAAAAUAAAAAAUAUUAACAAGAAUUAAUGUUUUCAUGCUCAAUCCCCAGGAAGUUGAUCAUUACUCACAACCUCUGCAAGACAACAAUUCUGUUGAUCAGCUAAAAGUACCGUAUUUUCCGCACUAUAAGGCGCACCUAAAAACCUCCAAUUUUGUCAAAAGCUGACAGUGCGCCUUAUAAUCCGGUGCGCCUUAUAUAUGGACCAAUAUUGAGCCUCCAACAGGUAAAAGUUUCAAUCAAUCAAUCGAUUGCAACUACGGUAAGCAGCCGCCGACUUCAUUUUCCCCCGUAGAAGAAGUUCUUCUUCUACAGUAAGCAGCCGCCCCCGUAGAAGAAGAAGCGUGCGGUGCAUGCUCGGAUAUAUGACUGCGUGAGGCGUGCCGUUUUAUUUUCCAUUUGUUGUUUAUGUAAAUAUUCCAAAAUGGCUCCUAUUAAGGACAGGCUUACGACGCAGAGUUUAAACUUAAGACGAUCAAUCACGCAGUAGAACACGGGAAUAGAGCAGCAGCGACACUGACUCGAUUAAUGACGACUUCGACGGGACGGAGCCAUAUCCGCCCAACUGUUUAUUUCGGACACUGAAGAAGAAGUAUUCAAGGGAUUCGUGGAUGAGCAAUAACUUCAUAAAGUGAGCUUUACAUGUUUAUUUUGUGUGUUGUGUUGUGUGACAUUAACGUUUGAGCAACAUUGAGUUAUUGAUAUAUUGUUAUUGCUCUGCACUAUUUCGAGUGUAAUACGUUUGAUUUACCGUAACAGUAUCACUGUUUUUUACGUGUUUAUUGAAUCAGGGAAAAGUUCCCCUCCACUAUGUGAUAUAAAUGUUGCACUACAUGUUAUACUUUGCUCUUGUUAAAAGAUAAACAAAACACCACGUCACUGACUUUACCUCGGGGAAAAUAAUAAAUUAGCUGUUUAUUCAUUUUGGGAGUGAACAGAGUUGUCGGAACGCUGGUUUGUAAUCUAUUAAUAAUGUUUGACUGGCCUAUCUGACUGUUUUGUUGACAUUCCCUUUAGCGCAGCUCCAUCUAAUGGAUGCAUAGGUGCACCUUAUAAUCCGGUGCGCCUUAUAUAUGAACAAAGUUUAGAAAUAUGCCAUUCAUUGAAGGUGCGUUUUAUAAUCCGGUGCGCCUUGUGGUGCGGAAAAUACGGUAAACAAGAAGUCGUGCUAUGACGCGUUAACCAUACUGUCUGAAAAAGUGCAUAUGGACGCAAACAUCUCCUCACAAUCCUCCCACUUCUUUCCAUGCUCUUGCAGAGUUCAGCUUAAUCUUCUAGAUGUUUGCUAAUGUCACUCCCAGGUCUCCCAGCUGAAGAAGAGGACAAACAAGAUGGCGUUUGCUUUUAUAUUUAACACAAACUCAUCGUCAUAGUCGUUGAGAUGCUCGCUUGUGUUUGGGUCUGUGUCCCGAUCCAAUAUCGAUAUGUGCGUGCAUGUAAAAUGUGUUAUGUCAGCUACAAGCAGUUCUGCAGCGUGUUUACUUGUGCAAAGCUGGACAGCCAGUUAACAUCUAAAUGUCCUCCAAUAAGCACACACGGUUGCUAUUUUCUUCUAUUUUAGUCAAGUCAUUUACAAAAGGUAAACAUGGUAGGCAAUAGUUUCGUAGGAGCUAGAAGCUACAAAACAGUGAAGCAGACAAGCUAGACAGACGUAAUAAAAACUGAACAAUAUUGCAGUCUAAAACACCACAUUUGUCAAUGUAAAAUAUCUAAUAAUGAUAUUACUCAGAUUACUUAUACAUACAAAGUCUCCAAGGCAGAAGUGUAUUAGAAAGUAUUUAGUAACAAUCGUGUCAGUUUGUUACUGCAUACAAUAAUUAAUUAUUGUUACAAAAAAAACAACUACCACUCCAUCCAUCCAUUUCCUACCGCUUGUCCCUCUCUGGAUCUUGGAAGUGGCUGGAGCCUAUCCACUCCACUUUUACUUAGAGACAGAAUAAGUCCAUUCCAGAUGGUUAAUAAUAGGUUAGUUUUUCAUACCUACCAUUGUUUUUUGUUUGACUUACCGGUAUUUCACUUGAUCAAACCAUUUCUAACAUUCCCCACUGUAUAAAGAAUGGCUCAGGGACACAGAGAGGUAGCGUUGCUGUCAUGUUUACUAGUCAUCCAGGAAGUAAGCCCCAGCCCCAAAGCACCCUGGGAUAUGUAGGCAUAGCCUACCACUACACCUCCCCUUCUUAGUUCAGCAACAACAUAUUCAAACACAAACUAAUAAGCAAACUUAUUCAAACAUUUUAGAUGAACUUAGACCACUGUAAAUGAAUAACUCUGACAUAGUAUUACAAUCAUCUUUCGCUUACACUUCUUUUUUUUUUUUU
Molecule: messenger RNA, 3882 nt
Organism: Entelurus aequoreus (snake pipefish)
Lineage: Eukaryota; Metazoa; Chordata; Actinopteri; Syngnathiformes; Syngnathidae
Gene: mest
Product: mesoderm specific transcript
Exons: 12
Coding region: 315-1295 (326 amino acids)
Biological process (GO): regulation of lipid storage
Cellular component (GO): endoplasmic reticulum
Molecular function (GO): catalytic activity
Source: RefSeq, a predicted model, not a curated record